This is a messenger RNA of Phyllopteryx taeniolatus (common seadragon), 2991 nucleotides long. It is a transcript of the gene tbc1d13, whose product is annotated as TBC1 domain family, member 13. Gene Ontology annotation, biological process: activation of GTPase activity; intracellular protein transport. The record is from RefSeq and is a predicted model, not a curated record. The transcript has 12 exons. Lineage: Eukaryota; Metazoa; Chordata; Actinopteri; Syngnathiformes; Syngnathidae. The coding region runs from base 156 to 1358 and encodes 400 amino acids. Gene Ontology annotation, molecular function: GTPase activator activity.
UGUGUAACCACAGUCACGUGCAAGCCCGGAAGGCAGUGGCGUCUUGCCCUCCCUCUUUGUUGUGAAGCCGGAAGUGACGGACAGGACGGCACGCUCGCUCCAGGCAAACACCUUUUUGGAAAUAGUUGGAUGACAAUAUUCCCGCUUGCCCAGAUAUGUCCGUUGCAUACAAAAACAGAAUACAGGACUUCAAGGUAGCUUUGACAGAAGAAAAUAUCAACUUGAAAACACUACGAGAGCUGUGCUUCAAUGGAAUUCCAUUUGAAGGAGGCAUACGGGCACUUUGCUGGAAGAUUCUUCUGAAUUACCUUCCUCUUGAUCAGACACGAUGGGACUCAUUCCUCACAAAGGAAAGGGAGGUGUAUUCCCACUUUCUGAAAGAAAUGAUCAUCCAACCUGGCAUUGCCAAAGCCAACCUGGGCCUAUCCAGAGAAGACGUUACUAUGGAAGACCACCCUCUGAAUCCAAAUCCAGAGAGCAGGUGGAACACAUACUUCAAAGAUAAUGAAAUUCUACUUCAGAUUGAUAAGGAUGUAAGGAGGCUGUAUCCAGACAUGGCCUUUUUUCAGCGUCCUACGGAUUACCCUUGCCAACUUAUCUUGGACCCUCAGAAUGAUUAUGAGACACUGCGUCGGAGAGUGGAGCAAACCACCUUGAAAGCACAAACUGUGAAUCGUAACCGCAGCGGAGUAACCAACGUCAGCUCCCCUGGAAAGUCUUUGAACCUGUAUCCAUCUAAUGAAUACGAGGUGUUGCCCAAUGGUAGUGAAGCACAUUGGGAAGUGGUGGAGCGCAUCCUCUUCAUCUAUGCCAAACUCAAUCCUGGGAUUGCUUAUGUUCAGGGCAUGAAUGAAAUUGUUGGUCCAAUUUACUAUACCUUUGCCAUAGACCCCAACAGCCAAUGGAAAGAGCAUGCGGAAGCAGAUACAUUCUUCUGUUUUACCAACCUAAUGUCAGAAAACAGAGAUAAUUUCAUCAAGAGCCUGGAUGAUUCCCAGUGUGGCAUUACAUACAAGAUGGAGAGUGUGUACUCUAUGCUCAAAGAAAAAGACCUGGAGCUCUAUCUCAAGCUGCUCGAGCAGAAUAUCAAGCCUCAGUACUUCACCUUCCGCUGGCUGACCCUGUUGUUAUCACAGGAGUUCCUCCUGCCAGACGUCAUCCGCAUUUGGGAUAGUCUGUUUUCUGACCAGGACCGCUUCCACUUCCUCGUCCUGGUCUGCUGUGCCAUGCUCAUACUGAUCCGGGCUAACCUCCUGGCAGGAGACUUCACAGCGAAUAUGAGAUUACUACAGGAUUACCCCAUCUCAGAUGUCCACACCAUUCUGACGAAGGCCAAAGAGCUGCAAGACAACUCCUAACCCUAUUCUCUCUUCUUCCAUUUGCUGCCUCCUCUCAGAUGCGGUGAGUGGAAGCCGAAACAACAACAAAAGCAUUAUCAAUUAUGUUUAAGGACCUGAACACGUGUUGUGUGUGUGGGGGGGGCUUCAUAUUGCCUUUUAACUGGAUGACUGAUAUUGUGAUCAGAGUGGACUGCUAAGAGAACUUGUGGUGAGGAGGAAAUGGAUCUCAGUGCAUUGUGGGGAACAAGGUCCCUGUGGUCAUCGUCCAUUCUCAGCCAUCUCUCCUAUGGAGACUCGUUGUUGUGACUGAGUUUGCAUCUGCAGGACGCAUGUUACGUGAAUGAAAACAUUCCAGAGAUGUUCAACAAUGGCGACCAAGAUUUGAAUGAAACCCUGCAAUACCAUUUGGAAGCAUAUUCAAUUAGUUUGAGCAGUAGUGCAUGUUUUUGGUCUUUGUGCUAUUUUAAAAACCUGAUGAAAAUCCUGUAUCGAAUUUGACAGUGUCAGUAUUUGAAGGGUAAUUACGAAGUGAUGGGACUCGCAUCGUGUUUUGGAAAAAUCACGAUGACUUAAGCAUUGUGCCUUUAGCCUUGUGAUGAAUUUAAACAUUUUGUACUGUAUCACCCUGACAGAAUUCAAUAUUACUGAAUUGCAAAAAGAAAAAAAAAACAUCCAAGGAUCAUUUGCACUACCGAAUGUUAUGCUAUAAAUGAAGUAACUAGUAUUUGCCAACAUUUGUAUGUCUCAAAGUUUUGAAAGCAUAUUAAUUGAUGAUCCCAGGUUCAUUUUACAAGUGAAACAUUGAUGUGACGCGUCCACUGUUUUCCGCAUUUGAUAUGAUUUGCUGUACAUUAUGGACAGUAUGUGACGACGGGCUUGUACAUGUGUUUUUUUUCCUCUGCGUGGGGAGAGCUCAUAGGAGCUACCUGUCCUCAUCCAUCUUAUUUCCCUUUGCAGAUUCUGUGCCUUUUGUGCGAUCACUCAGUCCCCACAAUUGGGCACAUUUGUUUGUGUUGUGAGGUUUUUAUUUCACAAAUGCUUCCUCCCAGUUCCUUGACAGAGGGAAACACGGCAAUGCGAGCCCUUAGUCAGUUUGGAAUGUGAAUAUACAGAAUGUAUCUCGAAAACCUUAGCCCACCACAUAUCAGCCACUCAAAAACACGUGAACAAGGUUCAUCUGUAAGUAAACUGAAGUGACAAUCUGUGCCGCCAGUGACAUCAUCUCGAUGCUGUUUAUUGGAAUGUAACGUGCACGUGCACAGUAAACGGGAUUCUUUGUCGAUGAAUGACUUGCGAGAUUGGCUAAAUGUACAAGUGUUUUGGUCAGUCUCUAUCAUGUCUAUAGCGCAAACUCAAUUUUCUGUGUGUGUUAUACGUAUGUAGAGUAUGUUAUUGCGGCUUUCGGCUCGUCCCGUCAGCGCUCACCACAGCACAGCACGAUUUGUUUGGACAUCGGGGGACCUUCCCGACGCGACCCACCCAUUUUUUUUAUUCCGGGUUUUGGACCAGUAGUGGCUGGCCAUCGAGGCACUCGCCAAGAUUUGAACCUUCACCAUCUGCACAAAAUGCAGUAGCAUGUACCACCACCAUACUUACAGUGCUGUAUAUAGAAUAUACAAUUUAAAAAAUAAAUAAACAAAUUUCAAUGUGG